Messenger RNA from Liolophura sinensis, 3995 nucleotides. RefSeq lists its product as uncharacterized. The transcript is spliced from 3 exons. Lineage: Eukaryota; Metazoa; Mollusca; Polyplacophora; Chitonida; Chitonidae. The record is from RefSeq and is a predicted model, not a curated record. The coding region runs from base 165 to 2777 and encodes 870 amino acids.
AAACUAGGUAGCCAUUUUGAAGAUCGAAACACUGCGAAGAUACCGUGAGAGGAAAAAUUGAAAGUGUGUGACGGAUCAGAUGAGUUACAUCACACCAGUAAGCGUGCAGCUGAUCCGUUGCAUUCCGCUUACGCAGUGGGAUUGAAGAAGUUGAUUUCUCUAUCAUGACCACUCGACCUGUUCCAACGGCUUUGCUUGGUCCUAAUGUGGCGCAAGUUCGACCCAUGAUACAGGCACCUGUCCAAGCUGUAGAAUCGGGGAUAUUUCCGAUGCCCAUACUGUCGACACGACCGAAUAACAUAAUGGAUGGAAGUGCUGGAUUGACGCAACAUUUGUCUGUAUCGCCAACUUCCACGAUUGUGCCUCCGGGUCGGUACAAAUACUGCACAGGGUUGGCCAAUGGCCAGCAAGGCUUGUAUCUCGCACCUCUUUCCAACGACGCCGGAAAUCCAAAUACCAAAGUGUUUGUGCCGUUCAAUUCGAACAAACAUACAUCACUGCCCAAGGUAGUCCUUCCUCCUGCAUCCCCAGUCAUUCAGGCAACCGGUCUUAAUGUCCAUUCAUCAAACCCCAUACAAGGCCAAACACCAGUUCCGACUGGCUCGUUCAUGAAUGUGGCCACAAUGCAACAGAGAGGACUGACACCAGGAAAAGGCGCAAACACACCAGGAGCGAUUUUGUGGGAUAAUCUGCCCACACCUGUACGUAACAUGAAACCAAACAAUGUCCCUCAGCCAGUCACUGUGCCAUUGAUGCUAACGUUGAUGGACAACCCUACCCCAAGAUUUCAAUCUCUGCCCCUUACUACUGUACCCAGUUUGGCUGCAUCAUCUAAGUUGUUGAACAUUGCUCAAAAUAAGGUUGGUGAGUGUAAAACCACGCCAGCAAAGUCGUCAACGUUAACAGCUCCGACAACGUUUAUGAAUGGGGUGAGUGUUCAGUCUGCAGGGAAAACAGUAACUAGUUUUAGUACAGUAAAACCGAUAGCAUCACAAUCGCGCUUCCCUGGCACCCUGAAAAUCAUUGUAAAUAAUCCGAAAGGUGGCGUUCACCAACAAAUAGCCCAUAUGACUGCACCAACAACAGUUAACCAGGGAUCUGUGAAUGUGACCGUUGCACCAGACCCCAAUUCCAAAGCACCAGGUACUAUACUCAUUCCCCAACCAUCUAAAAAAAGGGUUAGUGAACAGACUUUGUCCAGACUUGGACAGUAUGAAACGGCGGAUAAUUCUUCGGCAUUGCCUACGAUGGCUACAGAUGAUGAAAAGAAAAUCACCAUCAAACAAGAGGUAAAAGAUACUGGGUAUAAUGAUAAUGAAGAUGAAACGGAAAGCUUUAAGUUUAAGAUUGGCUCUGUGUUUUCCCUGUCAUCAUCCGUAACGAUGGACGAGGAGUUUAUUAAGCAAGAACCAGAUGUCAUUCCACGGUGUGAGUAUCACGACGCGCACUUUGUCAUUCUGCAGAACCUUGACUUGAAAGGGUUGCUAUCAGUGGACAUUCGAAAGUUCCGUAAAAUCACAGGACGUCAAAGUUGCACAAAAAAAUGUCGCGAGAAAACAGUUGUUCGACUUUGUCGUUUGCAUAAACUUUGUGUAAAAAGAAAAUUGGAAUCAGAGCCGGAUGACAAGUUAUCAUUGAACGUUAAAGACAUAAAAGUAGAAGCUGAGGAACGUCAUGAGGUGGACAUUUUCUUCGCUAGGUGUAAGCCAGCUCCUAAAUCACAUAAGAUGAGAUUGUUUAGGAACGCACAGAAGCGGAUGAAGAAGAAAUCAAGGGACGAUAAACUACAACAUAGAGGCAGAUCGCCAGUGAAAACCAAUAAUACCAAAGAAGUAUCUCUUCAGAAGCUAUUGCCAAAGUGUAAUACCAACGCGGCCUCAACAGACAAGGACCAUUCAAGUAAGCAAGACCACGAUUAUGCAAAUAAGGCAGUGUCGCUUCUUAAUCCAGGCAGCAAACCUGUUCAAGGGUGGGUUCCUAUGACAAGUGGAAGCAGCAAAUCCAAUACCUCGGCACCUUCCGGUUAUGUGACGCCUACAACCACAGUUGAUGCUAAAUCCCCGGCUGUCCUGAAGGCGGCCUCAUCACUGGGCACAAAGAAGUUCUAUUUGAUCAAGGUAGAGGGUAAAAAUAUUCUUAUUCCUGUUGAACAAACAGGGAUUCAGCCUCGUGCUUACGUCUUGGGCAAUGACAAAGUUCCUACUACGGUUACAAAAAACACAAACGCAGUUGUUAGCGGAAAUUUACCUUCUUUGGAUCCGUCACAAAGCGCGGCGUCAAUUCCAACCACAGUAACUUCAGUGCAAGCGUCUAUUCAGGCUUUCGCGGAUGCAUCGGCUCAAAAACCCUUUGCGACAUCUGUGACUAAGACAAGUGUUGUGCGGUCUCAGGCCAAGGACGACUCACAGGAAGUUAUGGCACAAAAGUCAACACGUGAAAGUGUGGACACAUUGGUGCCGUUGCUUAACAUUAAACCAGAGCUAAUGCGGGGGUACGCUGACGAAGAGCCUUCCCCGGCUGUGCCCAGCACGUCAUCGGUGAAUACUAAGAACACACCAGUUCAAGCAGCAGACUGGACACCAGCUGAACGAAACUUACCCGGUCCGUCUACAAGUAAGGCCUUCUUCCCAGGACCCGCCAUUUCCACGUCAGCCGACAGAAUCCGAAAGCUGAAGGAACUUCUUCGAAAAAAUGAAGAAGAAUUAGAACAAAUUAAAAAGAAAAGAAAAGAAGAAGCACUGGAAAUGAGUAGCAUUUUGGACAGUGACGAUUUGUAAUGUGUUUUGCGUUUGUGUCACAACGAGACUGUUUGACUGAUGUGAGCAUGUGGCUGAUGACUUGGCUUUUUCUGGUAUGCGCAGUUUAGGCAUAAGCUUGUGCACUAUCCCCAUGGCUGGAUUCAGAUGUCGUAUUGUAUGUUAAACUUUUUUUUUCAUUGAAUAUUAUUAUAUUGAAGUUUAAAUCUUUUCAAAGUACUCUUAUUGUGCUAGCUUUUUAUUCAUUGAAGUGUUAUAGAAAAGAUGGAAACAACUUGAGCUUCAGGGAAACGUCACCAUUCCCUUCCUAGUGCUUGUCCCGUGAAACUAUUAGCUUUUUCUAAGCCUGUAAAGUCGAAAAAAGAAGAUUUAAAACGCAUUGUACCCUCUCGCAGAGAUAAAAUUAUACCUAAUUAUGUUAAGUUCUUAUUCAUUAUGUUUUAUUUCACGCAGAUUAAACUUGUUGUAGGAUUCAUUUUAUAGAAUUGUUUGGGUUGACAUUUAAGUUACCUGUCCCAUCACAAAAAAUUUGUAUCAUUUAGCUAAUUAUGCUAUCAAUAAUUAAAGCUGGCAAUACGGUGACGUGAACCAUUUUAUAGGCUGGUAAUAGAGACUAGUCUUGCAUGGCCUUGUCGUGAGGCAAAAGGUCCGAAUUCUCUCAAACAAUUUGUAUAUACCAAAUGAGGCACUUGGUAUAUACAAUCCAUGUGACUUCGUGUAUGAAGUAUACAGUCUUCAUUCGACGUGACCUCGUCAAAGUUACCGGGGUGUUUUCCAUUUUACUUAUGUUUUAGUUCCUGUAUUUAUUCCCACAGUGAUCUCGUUUAAGAUAUUAGCCCCAAGAAGCUGUCUUAUUUUAAGUCAAGAGUAGUUUUAACUCCAUAACAGUUUACUGCGUCAAAAAUUAUAUUUUCGUACUAAAAUGUUGCCUUUCAUGACAAAAUUCAAAGUUAGCGUUCAGUUUAAAUGUAAGUUCCGGAAUCACGCCAUGCCUAUAAGCCUAAUACAGCUUCAUGGUCUUCAGGAUGUCAUAUGACCUCAGCUAUGGUAAUGGGCUGCAUUCCAUGGGCUAAACUCUAAGCCUGUUCCAAUUACUCGUGUGAACUCUGGCAUAAACACUGCUGUCAUGGCAGACUUUCAACAGAGAAAUUAGUUUUGAAUGUUAUUUCUUAGUCUGGAAUGUCGCUUUUGGUUCCAAGAUCCGUCAUCAUAAAAACAAAUGGUUACUACAAGGUUGGG